AUGGAAAAAAUGGAAAAAAUAAUAAGCUUUUUGUAAAGCGAAAUAGUUCUAACAACUCAAAAAUCCUUGCUUAGCAACUAGAAUUAAAAUUUGGUUAGCAGCUUAGUAUAGCUUUUGUCUAAAUAUGAGACAAAAUUCAAAUAAAUCAAGAAAUAAAAUAGGAUUCAAUAAAAAUGUUAAAUUAAGUCAAAAAGAAUUAAAAAAUAAGAAUUAAAUAGCUAAAUAUUAUUCAAUAAAAGUUUAAACUAAUCAAAAAAUAAUUCUAAAUUAAACGCUUAGAAUCUAAGAGCUCUAAGCAGAUAGAGCUCUGAAGCAGAUUUUGGCAUUCCUUUUCCUAGCCAAAACAACGAAAAUAAUUAUAAUAUAUUUAAAUAAGAAGAAGAAGAUUUCAAUAAUUUAUCAUAAUAAAAAGAUGAACAAUUAACUGAAUACGGUUAACAUGAUGAAACGAUGGAUAAUGAUGUAAAUAAAGAUAUUACUAUAAAUGACCAUUAAAAAUAUAAAAUAGAAUUUAUUGAAUUAUGA
Molecule: messenger RNA, 525 nt
Organism: Tetrahymena thermophila SB210
Lineage: Eukaryota; Ciliophora; Oligohymenophorea; Hymenostomatida; Tetrahymenidae
Exons: 2
Source: RefSeq, a predicted model, not a curated record